Schistosoma rodhaini is the source of this 498-nucleotide messenger RNA. NCBI's taxonomy places the organism in Eukaryota, Metazoa, Platyhelminthes, Trematoda, Strigeidida, Schistosomatidae. The record is from the annotation of a GenBank genome assembly.
AUGGUGGAUGUUAUCUUACUAACUCAUAUAUCUGAAACUACGGACUGCAGCUCAUCUUUCUGCCAGGCUUCAUCUACUUCAAAAGAUUCUGUUCCUGAAGGCUAUUUAAUCUUGACAUUCGAUAAAGAGAAGAAAGCUGUUUUAAAAACUGCUGUGUUCGCAGAUGUUUCAGAUCCCAGGUUUGCAGAUGAUUAUGAAGAUGAUGAUGAAGAUGAAAGUAAUGAUAACUGUUGGCCACUUCGUAAGUCCAAGUUAGCUGUUAGCCAAAAGGGAAAUGAUGGCGUACUUGAAAAUGAAGCUACCAAUGCCAAAGGUUUUUUGUCUAAACCUCUUGUUAUUUCUACGAAUGCAGCUGACAAAAUGGAAGUGUGUUGUGUUCUUCAAACUAAAAUAACCAUUCCGUCGAAUUCAGCAUUCAAUCAAUUUGGAUCCAUAGGAAAUAUGCCAGAAUUUCAUUUAACUUUAAAAUGUGAUAUUGAUGAUAUGGAUGAAUCGUAG